Molecule: messenger RNA, 785 nt
Organism: Raphanus sativus (radish)
Lineage: Eukaryota; Viridiplantae; Streptophyta; Magnoliopsida; Brassicales; Brassicaceae
Exons: 3
Coding region: 67-633 (188 amino acids)
Source: RefSeq, a predicted model, not a curated record
CUCACUCACUUCGUCGUCGGCUCUGCCAAAAAAAAAAAAAAAAACACUCUCUUAUUCGCCGGAGAUAUGGGAGAAGGGAAAGGCUCUACUCUAGUUUUCGUCCUCGUAAUCGCCCUCUGCUUAGUCGCCUUCGGCUUCUCCAUCGCCGCCGAACGCCGCCGGAGCAUUGGAAAAAGUAUACAAGAUCCAAUAACAAAUGCAACGUACUGCGUUUAUAGCUCUGAUGUAGCCACUGGUUAUGGAGUUGGAGCAUUCCUUUUCCUCCUCUCUAGUGAAUCAUUGCUUAUGGGUGUCACCAAAUGUAUGUGCUUUGGUAGACCUUUGUCCCCAGGAAGUGACCGCGCUUGGUCUAUUAUCUAUUUCAUCUCUUCUUGGAUCACAUUUCUGGUAGCUGAAGCUUGUUUAAUUGCUGGAGCGACGAAGAAUGCAUACCACACAAAGUACUUGAGCGCACAAGCCUUCUCGUGCGAGUCACUGCGCAAAGGAAUUUUCAUUGCAGGAGCAGUGUUUACGGUUGCAACUAUGAUCCUUAACGUCUACUACUACUUCCACUUUACCAAAUCUGUCUCUUCACCGCCUACGCACAAAGCAAACCGCUCUGGUUCAAAUAUCGGUAUGGCUGGCUAUGCAUAAACGUCUCGGAUGAAAAAUAGAAAUUGGUUAGUCAUUUGUGGAUGUAAGAAAAGAGGUUGUUGCACUGUUACUAUUGGUUACUCUUAUAUGUUUUGUUUGUUAUAUACUGUAUAAUACCUACUAUUUUGAUGAAAAAAGUUUCUCUCAUCUUA